AAUCUUAAAUUUCCGAGUAAAAUCAGGUGAUUGUGAGCAUUACCCAUUGCUUUGCAAUGUCAGUUACUCAGGUUCUUUCAGACAUGUAUUCCAAAGUGCUUGUAUUUUCUUUUUGUUUAUCUGUUGCAUUUGCCGAAGAUACAUCAUAUUUUGAAAUUCUGAAUGACGUGCAGUCGAAAAUAUCACACGUACCGAAGUUGCGAAGUGAAAGCAGUGAGGUGUCCCAGAUUUUCACCCAGAUCGGGAAUCUGCAUACUCUCGACUCUUUCGAUGUAUUAUUGAAUGAAAUUGGAAAAAACAUUGGAGCAAAAAACAAUAUCACACUUUGUAUCGAUGAUUUAACAAGAGUCUUGAAUGCUACCAGGCAGGGAGAGGCAUGGGGCCUUCAAGUUUUAGAUUCCUUUGGCAAGAUUCAACCUGGAAUACUUAUGGCAAAUUUUCACAGUCCAGGAUUUUAUGAUGAAUGUAAAAAUGUUGGAGAGCAGAUUCCACAAAAUGUUACAUUCAUCAGCCAAUAUUGUUCCCUCAAUAUCCCAACAAAAUUGAGUGGUGCACCAGUGGUGUUUUCAUUUGGGCUUUGUGUGUCAGAGAGAUGUUCAGAAAGAGAUCUUGAUGCGCUGAUCUAUUUAGCCAUGGAUUUAAUUCCCUUGAAUAUUUCUUUCCAUCCUUAUGUGACCUGUCAGAAGAAUCAUUUAGAGUUUGAUUUCAAAGCUGUGGCAGCAAUGGUAUUUGCAGGUUUCUUUGUUCUUUUGAUUUUUAUUUCAACCCUGUUGGACAUUUUGUCCUCCUGGAUGGCCAACAAUAAAAUUUUUGAGACCAAAUCAACCAGUGCCAAUGGAGAAGUGCUUCAUUAUGCACACAGGAUUGGCACAGAGGAGACUCCACUUCUUGGAUCACCCACAACUGAGCUCGCCAAAGUCAAUCCAAUGUCAGGAUGUUUAAUGAGAUUUUUCUUGGCAUUUUCUGUGUACUCUAACGGGAAGAAACUUCUGAGUACAAAGAAGACCGCGAGUACCCUAGGUGCCGUCAAUGGAGUGCGAUUUUUCAGCAUGUCCUGGGUCAUACUCGGCCAUACUUUAGCAUUUGGUCUACAAGUUGUUUCAAAUCUUGGAUAUAUUGUACCAAUCCUUUUGAAGAGAAGGUCAUAUCAUGUCAUCAUAAAUGCAUUGGUGUCAGUGGAUUCAUUCUUUCUACUCAGUGGACUUUUAGUUUCAUAUUUACUUCUGAGAGAACUUAGAAGAAAUGAAGGAAAGAAAAUCAACUGGGUUGCCUUCAUUGCCAAAUUUUAUUUCCAUCGAUACUGGAGAUUAACACCCCCCUUGAUGCUCCUGAUGUUUGUGUAUGUGCCCCUUUUCCAGUAUGUGUCAGAUGGUCCAUUUUGGCCUCAGAAUGGGGUGGAGCCAGGACAGUGCAACAAGACAUGGUGGCAUACCAUGCUCUACAUCAAUAAUUUUUAUGAUGAGGAAUGUAUGGGGUGGACCUGGUAUUUAGCCAAUGAUAUGCAGUUUUUUAUACUCAGUCCAUUUAUCAUCAUACCUCUAUACUAUUCUAAGUGGAUUGGGGGAAUGAUAGGAACAUCUCUCCUGUUUGGUAGCUGGGUUGCCACAGGAAUUAUUUCUAACUACUACCAACUACCAGCUUCCAUGCUAGAGCAGCUAACACAUCCACAAUCAAUGCAGAGUGACUACUUCAAUAUUUAUUAUGUCAAACCAUACUGCAGAAUAGGUCCCUACAUUGUAGGGAUAUUGUUUGGUUAUUUAUUGUACAAAACAGACUGCAAACUGAAGAUAAACAAGGUGCUGAAUUUGUUUAUAUGGAUGGUAGCUGCUACUCUAGCCUGUCUUGUAGUGUAUGGAUUGUAUGAUGAGCUGAAUGGUUACAUACAAAUGUCACAGGGUGUAAAAGAUCUCUACAACACAACACACCGCACUGUGUGGGGGGCCUGUGUAGGAUGGGUUAUCUUCUCUUGUGCUACCGGAAAUGGAGGAUUUAUCAACACAUUGCUGUCCUGGAGUUUCUUCUCACCUUUGGCUCGCCUGACCUACUUUGCAUAUCUGGUACAUCCGAUCCUUAUAAUUGGAUAUUACUUCAGUCUAAGGUCUACAUUUUAUAUGGAUGAUGCUACCCUGGCUGUCCUGUUUGUGGCUGUUUUGGUAUUUACCUACAUGGCCGCCUUUAUCCUGUCUCUGGCGUUCGAGGCCCCAAUGCUUGGUCUGGAAAAAAUUAUAUUUAAUCGAGAUUCACCGCAGGAGGAGAAAAAGGCAACAUCUGAUUCAAAACACAAGGAAUGAAAAUGGCACAUUCCUUAAAACUGUACAAACCUCUAUUUAUCCACCAAUUAUACAUCAUCAUCAUAUUCACCUGAUUUUUUUUCAGGUUAUAUUCAACAUUCUGUGAAAUUGAUUACUGGCAAUUAGUUUUUAUCACUGAAGAGAUUUUUCUAUAAAUACAAUUCAAAAUAAAUGGCUUGCAGUGAUUAUUAUUCAAGAGUAAAAGUUGGUCGUGAAAUUUGUGGAUAUUUCCCACACAAGAAUAAAAGUUUACAUCCUGUGGAACUAUCAAUCGGUAGCUUUUAUGAUUGAUUUGUAAUUCCUCUACAAAUUUUUGUGCCAUUAUAGAACUACCUUUCUUGUACCAUUAGUCAAUUUCUUUGUAUAUCUCAUCUAUAUUAAAUCAUUCUUUUUGUUUUUAGUAUUGUCUUUAAUUUUGUUCAUUUUUAAAUUAACCAGAAAACUUUUUUAAAAAGAUUAAAAAGGAAACAAGUUGCAUAUAUGUUUGCUUAAAAUAUUUUUGUCAAUUCUUUGAUAAUUUUUAGUACCGGUGAGUUCAUUCUUGUUGUAUCUGUGAUGUGAAUACAUUCAUUCCAUUAUUGACUCAGAGAUGUGUAGCUUGCUUUAUUAUAUACAUGCACUCUAAUUUUUCCUCUUUUAAUGUCUGUGAUACAGAAUAUAGACUUGUUUUAGAAAUACAUAUAUAUAUUUGUUUUUACCGUGCCAAAUUUUCAUAAAAUAAGAAAUAGACAUUCAGCAAUUACAAACUAAACCAUAGACAUAUAAUUAUUUUAUUUCAAAUUGAUACUUUAUUUUGAUGUAGGACCUUUUUUGUUUUGUUCAUUUGUCUGUCAACAUUUUUAUUCUGAACUACAGAAUCUCUUCAUAUUUUACUUAGAUUUUAAGCAAAUGAAGAAAAGUAAGUAAAUCUCUCUGUGUAAGAUUUUAUUUUGAGUUGUAAAUUUUUUAUUUCUUUAUUAAUUGAAUUCUCAAUCACUGGAAUGAUCUGCCUCAUAUAUAUAUUGUAUGUAAAAAUUUUUAAAGGAUGUACACAAGUAUAAAACGGCUGUGUGAUGCAUAUUUUUCAUAUUUAGUAUAUUGAUUUAUGACUAUUCACUAUUGUGCUCUGUGAAUUUUGUAUUGUUCAGAUGUACCUGUAAGUCUGGUUGUAAAUGAUUGUGAUUCUAAAAUACAUGAGGAUUAAUUAUACAAUUUUUUUUUACUUUUAUAACCAUCUGCACUUUGCAGUUUGACUUGAA
Molecule: messenger RNA, 3529 nt
Organism: Saccostrea cuccullata (small rock oyster)
Lineage: Eukaryota; Metazoa; Mollusca; Bivalvia; Ostreida; Ostreidae
Product: nose resistant to fluoxetine protein 6-like
Exons: 15
Coding region: 57-2291 (744 amino acids)
Molecular function (GO): acyltransferase activity, transferring groups other than amino-acyl groups
Source: RefSeq, a predicted model, not a curated record